GCAGCUUUUAUGCAAUAAUUAAGCAGCUAUUUGUGGUUUUGUAGUUUGAUUAUUAAAAUAAUUUGAAGUUUGCUACUUUUCGUCCGACUGCCCUAACAUGCUUUCUCGACACGACAUGACGCAUAUUAUUAUUACAUCGUAUUCGUAUCAUUAAUCCCUGCAAAAUAAAUAGCCUUCUCUCCCUCUCCUCCGCAUCUCUUUAAUUCAUCUCUCUCUCUCUCUCUCUAGAAAAUCUUGUCAUGAGAAUGAGCUGCAAUGGCUGCAGAGUGCUCCGCAAAGGCUGCAUCGAGAACUGCACCCUCAGACCUUGUCUCGAAUGGAUCGAAUCACCUGAAUCUCAAGCCAACGCCACUCUCUUUCUCGCCAAAUUCUACGGCCGCGCCGGCCUCAUCAACCUCAUCAAAUCCGGCCCCAGCCAUCUCCGCCCCGAAAUUUUUAGGUCGCUUUUGUACGAAGCCUGCGGCAGGAUCAUCAGCCCGGUUCACGGCUCGGUCGGUCUCAUGUGCUCCGGCGACUGGCCGCGCUGCCAGGCGGCGGUGGAGGCGGUCCUGCGCGGCGCCCCGCUCAUGAACGAAGACGAUUCCGCCUCCGGCAGCGUCAUGCCUCUGCAGGGCUGCGACAUCCGCCACCUCUCCAAGGACUCUGCCGCCGCCUGCCACCGCCGCGGCAGGGCUCGAAACCGCUCCAAGCGCUCCGCCGAGACCCACGCUAACUCGUUCGCGGCCGAAUUGAUGAGCGAGUCGGAGGCCAAGUUCACGAUCACGGGGUGGGACGACAGCGGCGAAGAUCGCAAGGGUUUCAGCGAGGAGCUCAAGAGGGCGCGCAGCCACGACUCCUACUCGGUCGAGACGGUCGAGCCGGCUCUCGUAAACCGGAGUCACGCCAUCAAACCGGAGCUCGAACUCGGGGAGAUCGCCCUCGAGUUGACUUUGGGAGGCCCCAACUCAGUGUUCGGAGUGAUAGAGAUUUCCGACACCGAAAACUGAUCUGGAAAUUAGAAGAAAACCCCAGUUUUGGAGGAGUUUUUAAUUAGUUUUUUUUUUUCUUUUUUUAAAAAGAAAAAAAAAAAUAGAUUUUAGAGUGCAGUGAAGAAUUGCAGUAAAUGCAAAAGAUUUCUCAUUUCUUUUUGGGAAAUGAGGUAGUUUCUAGCUAGCUAGGAUUGGCGACUUAAUUUAGUGUAUAUUUCAUUAAGAAAUAAUUGAUGAUGAAGUCAUAUUUUAAACA
Messenger RNA from Salvia miltiorrhiza (redroot sage), 1224 nucleotides. Its product is annotated as LOB domain-containing protein 40-like. The record is from RefSeq and is a predicted model, not a curated record. Bases 240 to 986 code for a protein of 248 amino acids. Gene Ontology annotation, biological process: regulation of gene expression. The transcript has 2 exons. Lineage: Eukaryota; Viridiplantae; Streptophyta; Magnoliopsida; Lamiales; Lamiaceae.